Molecule: messenger RNA, 846 nt
Organism: Triticum turgidum subsp. durum (durum wheat)
Lineage: Eukaryota; Viridiplantae; Streptophyta; Magnoliopsida; Poales; Poaceae
Source: the annotation of a GenBank genome assembly
AUGGCGAAGGACUGGAUUCUUCCGGACAUCAGUUUGAUCCAGAACACGGGGCCGGAGUGGUUAUUCGGUGUUCUGGAGCCCCUCUCGGAUACUUCUCGCAUGGUGGCCCUAAUGAUAUUCUGGAGAUCAUGGCACGUUCGUAAUGAGAUCAUUCAUGACAAGGAACCGCCCCCCACAGAAGUUUCCUGCAGAUUCUUGCAUAGCUAUAUUUCUUCGCUUCUAUGUAUUCAGCAGCACCCAAUGGGAGACGUUGUAAAAGGCAAAAUGGUGCUCACAGACCCGGCAUGCCUAGCUGGUGUAGUUGUUGCACCGGCGCCGAGCACGAGAGGCGCAGACCCGCGACCAACAGAGAAGUGGGAGCCUCCCCCUGCUGGAUGGCUAAAGCUGAACGUCGACGGUGCCUUCUCCGAGCAUGCGGGUAAUGGUGGAGCUGGUAUGGUCCUGAGGAACAGCGACGGCAACAUUAUCUUCACUUCAUGCAGACACUUGUUUGCAUGUGAUAAUGCACUACGAGCUGAGUUGGAGGCGUGCAAAGAGGGAAUUUCUCUUGCGCUGGAAUGGAGUUCGUUGCCUUUUAUCAUUGAAACGGACAGCUCAGUGGCUGCAAGGAUGAUCAGCCAAGCUGCUGUUGAUCGAUCUAAGGAUGCUGCACUAGUCCAGGAGAUCAAAAUGCUAACCAGGGGUGAUAGGAGGGUCCAGGUGAAGGCUAUUAAACGUGAGAGGAAUCAGGUUAGUCACGAGCUUGCUCGUAUAGCUCGUACAGACAUAAAAACUGCAGUUUGGCUGGGUUCUGGCCCUGAAGGGAUUGUAAAUCUUUGUGUACUGGAUCAGCUUGAUUCAGGUUGA